AUGCCAGCACUAAAAAUCCUGGUGGUCGGUGGUGGCAUCGCCGGCCCCACUCUUGCUUUUUGGCUGGCUCACCUCGGCCACGAUGUUACCAUUCUCGAACGAACAGAGUCGCUUCGCGCACAAGGCCAGCAGAUCGACCUUCGCGGCCAAGCCGUCAGCGUUAUCCGUCGCAUGGGGCUCGUCGACGAAGUCCGCGCCCAUGUUGUGGAUGAGGAGGGCAUUCAAUUCGUCGACACCGACAACCGUCGCCAGGCAAUGUUUCGCGCCAACAAGACCGGACAGGGCGCCCAGACAUUCACCUCUGAGUUUGAAAUAAUGCGCGGUAGUCUGGUGCGCAUUCUGGCCGACGCCGCAACAGCACGUGGGGCCAAAUUCCGUUUUGGUACCACUGUCAAGAGACUCGAGCAGAAAGGCAAUGCUGUGAACGUUGCCUUUGAAGACAGCACCACUGAGACCUACGACCUUGUCAUCGGAGCCGACGGACAGAGCUCUCGCACGCGUCGGAUGAUUAUGCAGCCGGAGGAAGAGCGGUACACUCACCUGAAUGGCUUCUUCUGCUACUUUACUAUCCCGCGGGAACCAGUUGAUACCAACUUCUGCACCGUUUUCACCUCCCCCAAUAAGAGCAUGUGCCUGCGCGCCGACAACCCAGAGACUGUGCAGGCGUACUUGGGCAUUUAUCCGCGUGAUGAUGCCCUUCGGAAAACGUUGCGUGAUUCAAUGGCCACCCGGGAUCCUGAUGCCCAAAAGCGACUUUACACGGAAUUGUUCAAGAAUGAGGGGUGGCAAGCAUCAUGUAUCGUCAAGGGCAUGAACGAGACGAGCAACUUCUACUGCCAGGAGACUGCACAGGUCAAAACGAAGAUUUGGUCGAAGGGGCGUGUCGUCCUUCUGGGAGACGCUGCGCACUGCGCCAGCCCCGUCACUGGACUGGGUACUACGUCAGCCAUUGUCGGAGCCUACGUCCUCGCAGGCGAGAUUGCCACACACUGUGGAGGCGCAGAUAAGGAGGGAAUCAGUGAUAUCGACGGCGCUUUGCUAGCUUACGACCAAACGCUACGGCCGUUCGUCGACAGGGUACAGCAGCUCUUCCCUGGCGUCCCCUGGAUAGCAUUUCCAACCUCGUGGUUUUGGGUCUGGGUUUCGAACUCGGCGUGGUGGGUGCUGUCAUGGCUUCAAGUGGAUAAGCUUGCCCAAUAUUUUGCAUCCGACGACGUCAAGGGCUGGACCUUACCAGAUUAUCCCAUCAUGCAAUUGUAA
Molecule: messenger RNA, 1260 nt
Organism: Verticillium alfalfae VaMs.102
Lineage: Eukaryota; Fungi; Ascomycota; Sordariomycetes; Glomerellales; Plectosphaerellaceae
Product: oxidoreductase
Exons: 1
Coding region: 1-1260 (419 amino acids)
Molecular function (GO): FAD binding
Source: RefSeq, a predicted model, not a curated record